Telopea speciosissima is the source of this 1476-nucleotide messenger RNA. Its product is annotated as 7-deoxyloganetin glucosyltransferase-like. Lineage: Eukaryota; Viridiplantae; Streptophyta; Magnoliopsida; Proteales; Proteaceae. Gene Ontology annotation, molecular function: UDP-glycosyltransferase activity. The record is from RefSeq and is a predicted model, not a curated record. Bases 25 to 1476 code for a protein of 483 amino acids. The transcript has 2 exons.
GCUAGAGACACCCAAGAAAGAGAGAUGGGUUCUGAUAUUGGGGUACAGGAGAAACAGAGGAAGCCCCAUGUGGUUUGCAUCCCAUACCCAGCCCAAGGCCACAUAAACCCAAUGUUUAAAGUGGCAAAGCUUCUCCAUCAUAGAGGUUUCCAUGUCUCCUUCGUUCACACCGAAUACAAUUACAGUCGCUUACUCAAAUCAAGAGGCCCUGAUUCUCUAAAGGCUUUACCUGGCUUUCGCUUCCACUCCAUUCCUGAUGGUCUCCCACUUCCAGAUGUAGAUGCCACCCAAGACAUCCCUUCCCUCUGUGACUCCACCUCUAAGACUUGUUUACUCCCCUUUCGCACCCUUCUCUCCCAACUCAACACCACCGAUGGCAUCCCUCCGGUAACCUGCAUAGUCGCUGAUGGUUGCAUGAGUUUCACUCUUGACGCUGCUGAAGAACUUGGAAUCCCAGAAGUUUUGUUCUGGACCCCUAGUGCUUGUGGCUUCUUAGCCUACAUGCACUAUUAUCUCCUCAUCGAAAAAGGCCUUACACCACUCAAAGACGUGAGCUGCUUGACAAACGGGUAUCUUGACACUGAGAUCGAUGGCAUCCCAGGAAUGAAGGACAUGCGCUUAAGAGAUAUGCCGAGUUUUGUUAGAACUACCGAUCCCAACGACAUCAUGCUCAACUUUCUAAAGAGAGAGACAGGAAGAAGUAAAAGAGCUACGGCGAUCAUUAUAAACUCCUUUGAUGCCAUUGAGAAAGAUGUCUUAAAUGCUCUCUCUUCAAUGUUGCCUCCCGUUUACAGCAUCGGACCUCUACAGUUGCUACUGAACCAGGUCGAGAAUGAUGGUUUAAAAUCAAUUGGGUCCAAUCUAUGGAGAGAAGAACCCGAGUGUCUCGAUUGGCUCAACUCCAAAGAACCCGGUUCAGUGGUGUAUGUGAAUUUCGGAAGCAUCACAGUUAUGACAGCUCAGCAACUGGUUGAGUUCGCUUGGGGACUCGCCAAUAGCGAACAGACGUUCUUGUGGAUCAUAAGACCUGAUCUCGUGAGGGGUGACUCGGCAAUGUUGCCACCCGAGUUCGAGACUCUGACCAAAGAAAGGGGUAUGUUAGCGAGUUGGUGCCGGCAAGAGCAAGUACUGAACCACCCAGCAAUCGGUGGUUUCUUAACACAUUGUGGUUGGAACUCUACGCUUGAAACCAUAUGUGGUGGUGUGCCUAUACUCUGUUGGCCGUUCUUCGCCGAGCAACAAACCAAUUGCAGGUAUUCCUGUGUAAAUUGGGGGAUUGGCGACGAGAUUGAUAGUAAUGUGAAGAGGGAAGAUGUAGAAAUGCUUGUGAGGGACCUGAUGGUAGGAGUUAAGGUUAAGGAGAUGAAGAACAAAGCUAUGGAAUGGAAGAAGAAAGCUGAAGAGGCCAUUGCUCCUGGUGGUUCCUCACACCUCAAUUUUGAUAACUUUGUCAACCAAUUGCUUCUUUCUAAGUGA